Molecule: messenger RNA, 2906 nt
Organism: Exaiptasia diaphana
Lineage: Eukaryota; Metazoa; Cnidaria; Anthozoa; Actiniaria; Aiptasiidae
Exons: 19
Biological process (GO): Notch signaling pathway
Molecular function (GO): Notch binding; calcium ion binding
Source: RefSeq, a predicted model, not a curated record
UAUAGAUUAGUAGAUAAUGCAAUGGAAUUCGUCGACUAAAGCGCUUUUUCCACACGGGAUGAUGUUUCAAUCUAUUUUUAAAACCCUUUACACUUAACGUGAAAGGUAGUUCACUAACUUACGAUGCAAGCUAAUGCACUUUCAUCAUAAUACAGUACAACGUUUUGACAGUAAAGAUAGUUGACCAUAGUUGCCRAUUCAGCACAAAGUUCUGCGAUAGAUUUCUGCUUACUGGCACUUUUGGGUCAAAACGGCCGAGAUCAGCUGCUAGAAGUAGCUCGUAUAAAAUACGAUGAUUAGAAAACUGACAACUACGCUGUGUCAAGGAAGGCACAGUGUCAUUACGAUGUUGGGGCGCUUUUAUGUGAAACCGACAUCACCAAAACCAGUUCAGCCCAAACCCCGACCAUCACCAAACAUUGUUGCUGAAGAUGAAAAGAAAGAGUUUUCUGAGAGCGAGUCAGAGCUUUCUGUCAAAGUUGACACUCUUGCCGAGUGGAUYAAAGAAAGCAAGCAUUGUAUUGUGUUCACUGGUGCUGGUAUCAGUACUAGCACAGGAAUCCCAGACUUUAGAAGUGGUCAUUACAUUCAAUAUCCUUUCAUGCAGAUAAAACGAUUAGACCAGCUACUUACACCUAUAUUGCCAAAUUUAAGAUUAGCAUUGGCUGAAAAGACCAGCGACUUUGCGUCUUUGAAGUUCAACGAGACCAUUCAUGUUUUGGUCAACGUGACAGUUGAUCCAAAUAGAACGCUGUCCAACGAUGGGUUCCAUUACGCUAAUAUUGGUUCUGUGGUCAAGUAUCAUUGGCUUGGCUCUUGCACGCAGCCUGAAACCACUCAUGUCGGCAAUCUAAAYCUUCCUUUCUUUUCCCCAGCCUGCAGUGGUUUUGGAUCGUUUACUAUCAAAGACAGUGAAAUCAAGGUGUCGACAGUCAAUUCGUAUCAUUCGACCAACAGGACCUGGGUACCAAUGACGUCAUUCAAACUACUUGAUAUUUCAAGAAAAAUAAAAGUCAACUUCAUUCAAAUGGAGCUGAAAUCUUACCAGGAAAUCAGCAUGGCUGUUGUCCGAGGAGUUCCUAAAUACGAUUCAAUACCAAAAGAUAUCGUCAAAGUGUCAUUCGGUGACGAUCACUGGAAGUGGAAGAUGAGACCUGGUCUGCAGAAUCUCAAGACCCUUGAAGAUGAUGACUCCAAUGACAUCACUAUCGUUAUGACGCUAGUCAAGCCAAUCAAAACACGCUUCAUGAGAAUUAAUCUCCCUCCUUAUGGAAACACAGCUAAAACUCCGGCAGCGUUUGAAGUGGACGUUUUUUCUUGUGGCUCAGAAAGUGCACCUAACAACCAAGAAUCAAUAAAACCACUAGGCAUAGAAUCUUCAAGUUUAGUCCCAGACUCCCAGCUAACAGCUGCAUCUAGUGCAAGUCCUCAGAACUCGGCCGCUAUGGCUCGACUCAACCUACAAAGUGAUGGUGGAGGGUGGUGUGCGUCAGUUUGUAAUCCUUCACAAUAUCUACAGGUUGCCUUCGGUGAUGAAUGGAAGAUUGUUGAGGUUGAAACACAAAGUAAGCACUGGAUAAGUGGAAGUAUCAAUGCUGUCAAAAGAUACUCUAUGUCUUACAGUCAAGAUGGCCUUGUUUGGGUACCUUAUAAGGUCAAUGGCGGAACAAAGCUGUUCUGGGGUAAUGACGUUGCAAAUAUCGCUACCAAUCAUAUCUUACAAAUACCUAUCACGGCCAAAUUUCUCCGAUUUGAGCCCAAGACUUGUAUAAACAAUCCAUGUAUGAGAGUAGAGUUGCAUGGAACGAAAGUCAAAGAUCUUGGGAAAAAAGAAGUGCCUCUACCAAUGCAGCGGUCAAUACUGCUGGUUAAAUCAACGAAUAAAGUUCAUGUGUGUGCAACAGAAGUAAUCAAGGGAAAACCAACUUGUUACAUCUCAGAAAACAAAGGUUUAUCAUGGAAAGGAAUUCCAACAAACGUGCUUAAUGUGAUCGCCUUCGACCCACGUACCGGUUUGCUAUAUGGCUUGUCUCGAGACGGUAAGAAAUACAUGAGAAGUCAAGACUCYAGCGGUGAGAAAUGGCGGGGAAUAGCCCAGAAGGACUGGGCAGCUGUUCAAGAUGAUAUUCUGAUCAGAGCUGAACAUAUCCCUUUUGUACCCAUAAGCCAAAGCGAGAUGUCUGAGGUUGAUCCGACUGUACAGAUGACUAGUUUCAACGGCGAUAAGUGGCUGGUCGACCAGACAGGAGUGUAUCACAAACCAAAUGGCGGAUCAACCAAAAUGGUGUUAUCCUUCCUACCAUAUAAUAUAGAUCUCUCAUCCAACAUCUGUCAUACUGGUGUUUGUGUUCAUGGUAAAUGCACAUCUAUCGGUGAUAUAGACUUUCGAUGUGACUGUAAUCACGGAUACAUUGGAACACACUGUGACACAGAAACUAAGGAAUGUGCCAGUUCACCCUGUAAAAACGGUGGAAGCUGUAUUGAUGAACAUUUGAAGUACAAAUGCUUGUGUGGACAUGGAUUUUAUGGUGACCAAUGUCAAAGAAUUGACGGAUGUGCAAGUUCACCGUGCAAAAAUGGAGGAACGUGUAAAAGAAAUGGCGAUGCUUACACAUGCACAUGUCCACCAAAAUAUCUUGGCGCAAAUUGUCAAGUGUAUGACUACUGCUCCAGCUCUCCAUGUUUUGACAAUGGCACAUGCACUAACCAAGCUUCAUCAUUUCAAUGUACCUGUCUGACUGGGUAUUCAGGAUUACAGUGCGAAGUUGGGCCUUGUACUAAUAACCCUUGUCAGAAUGGCGGAACRUGCAGCUUGUCGCAAGAAACAAACUCAGGAUACAAAUGCUCAUGUGCAGGAAAAUAUUCAGGAACAACUUGCACAGGUUUGCACUUUACCAUUACAAUGA